UGCGAAAAUACAAACCAGUCGUAGUCUCACGGUUCAUCUGUUUUCCUGCAAGCCCCGUUUCACGUUUGAGCAUUAGUAAAUUGAAGCUGGUGGGAUCAAGGAAACUCCAAGAUGGGGAAGAGAAGCAAAAAGCCGAUCAAGCCCAAUACUUCCGCUGCGGCCAAGGCUAAGAAGACUAAAUCAUCGUCAAGUGGUGGCUCUGGCACUGCUCCGAAAUACACCGUGGAAGAUCUUCUUGUCAAGAUCGAUGGACUGAUGGAAACAUUUGAGUUUGAAGCAGCACAGCAGUUUUGCGAGCGGGCUCUUCAGAUUAAUCCCAAUCAUCCUCAGCUGCUGGACACGACAGCUGCCAUUCUGCUGGAGCUUGGCAAUCCAGACCAAGCCUACGAGGUCCUGUGUCGAGCGGUGGAGAUCAGUCCGGAUGUUGGCCACGUCAAGUACAUGUACCUGGGUCAGAUGUGUGCGGGAAUGGAGGGCGCUCAGCACUACAUCAAGGGCCUAAGCAUCAUGGAGUCCCUGCUGGCGUCACAGAGUGCGGCUGCUAGUAGCCAAGCCGUGGCAGCUGAAGAAGUAUGCGCGGGCUACUGCUCUCUAGCGGAGCUGUACCUCACCGAUCUAUGUUUUGAGGAGGAUGCAGCAGUCCGCUGUGGUGAAUUCAUUGCCAAAGCACUGCACCUGUGCCCGGACAGUCCAGAGGCACUGCAGAUGAUGGCCAGCUUCAGAAUGAGCGAAGGCAACAGCGACGAAGCGAAGCAGUUAAUCGUGAAGUCAGUUGACUCGUGGCUGCCCAGUCCGUCUGAGCAGGAAGCAUCAGCAUAUGCUGCGGCGAAAGCAGAUGAGGACGAAGAGAGGUGUGUACCGCCGUAUCCAGCCCGGGUCGCCGCUGCAAAGAUCCUGAUUGAAGUCGGCGAGCAUCAGCGCGCCUUUUCCGUCCUCGAUGGCCUGAUUGAUGAUGACGAUGAAGUCAUAUCGGUGUGGUAUUUGUUUGGCUGGGCGCACUACCACUGCGACGAGAAGUCCGACUCGCGGACUUAUCUCCAGAAAGCGAAGGAGCUGACAGCGAAGCAUGAGUGUGAUGACGAGGCAAUGCUUACUCACAUUGAUGAGCUGCUGGCUGAGCUAGGACCCGAGUCGGACAACGAGGACGGCGGCCAAGACGAGGAAGUCAUGGAAACGUGAGCUGAUGCCAUGUCACUGGUGAUGCCGACGUGUUGGUCUCUACAAAUUCUCUCAAUAACCUGGUGUAAAGCCCCUGGGGCUUUCCAGAGCUGACACCAAUGCUCUGUAAUUGUUGCCGACUCUGUGCUACCGGCUGCCACGCACCCGGCUAAAACCCGCACACGACUGUUUUGAGAUGUGAGCGAAUUGUGCCAAGGGAGGUGCUUCUCGAUGGCGGCGGCCCGUUCCUCUCGCCAUGCCCUUUCUCGAGCAAUGAGAAUGUUCAACAGGUGUGGAGUGGUGUUCAGCCGGCAAGAUGUCCCGCUCGUGUAGGUUGUGCGGUGAACUAUGUGGACAUGGUCGGCAACUUUGCGGCUGAUUGUGCUGCCUCAGUUGCUCUGAACUCCUGGAGUGAAGUAUGGCUGAGUGUGCUUACUGGACCUCUGGAGACAUGCAGCUGAUCUGCCUCUUCCGUCCCGUAUGCUGCAAGUAUUUGUCAACAAGUACCACUUUGAACCUGGUGACUGAUUGCAUACAUGGUCUCUAUUUUCACACGAUAUAACUCCCUGGCUUUUGCCCUGCCCGUGUUUUGCCAUUCAUUUGCCCUAGAGUUUCGGGUGGAGGCAAAAUUCAUCUCAUGCAUUCAGCUCUCUGCUGCCCCUAAGUUAUCCCCCCUCCUCCCCCCAUGCACAACGCACUCACACACAGACCUGCGCUUGUCAGCCUUGCCAGAGAGCUCACAGGGAUGGUUUGGCAGAUCUGGCAGAUAUUGGACUUAGAAUAACUCGCAGUCAUACUCUGGCAUUGUUGUAUCAGAACCAGCUCAUUCAUAGCUCCACCCACUCUACCCCCAUCCCUGCUGUGGUUCAUCCAUCCCUGCUGUGGUUCAUCCAUCCCUGCUGUGGUUCAUCCAUCCCUGCUGUGGUUCAUCCAUCCCUGCUGUGCUUCCCCCAUCCCUUCAGUGAUUUUUACUUGGCGCUUGGACUGUCUCAUUAUCUUGUACACAACACAUGUACAAUAGCUCUAGCAUCAGCUCUGGCUAGAUCUGUGGUACUGAGGAAUAAUAUACUUCGUUCAAGUUUUACUCUCUUUUUUUAAA
Molecule: messenger RNA, 2257 nt
Organism: Sycon ciliatum
Lineage: Eukaryota; Metazoa; Porifera; Calcarea; Leucosolenida; Sycettidae
Exons: 11
Coding region: 112-1179 (355 amino acids)
Biological process (GO): cell division
Molecular function (GO): protein binding
Source: RefSeq, a predicted model, not a curated record